CGAACUUUCAGGGGUAUCUUGGUUGUCUCGGUCGAUCACCAUGGCCGUGUCGCUACAAGAUGCACCAUCUCCCACUGUGCCUCCCUUGCGGAUAAAGAUCGUCCAGAGUCCCGCUCAACGAUGGAAAGAGAUUGAAGAAGAGGAUGACAAUAUGCUUGUCACAUUACAACGGGAUGUCUUGACAGAAGAGUUCUUGGAUUACCUCCAACGUCAUGCAUCCGACAUACCCGGCCUCGUAGCUCACCACCUUUUGUUGAGCGACCGGCAAGAAUGCAAGGUCUCGGACAGGUCCGAGUGGUUACAUGGUAGUUUUAAUGCCUGCAUCCCCGUCACGAUCUCAAACUGGCCGACAGCGCGUGUCCUACUCAGAUGUCCAUUUCCGCACAUGGUUGGAAGCCCAAUGGGACUGGACGAAAAGAUUCGGUGCGAAGCAGCGACCUUCGCCUGGAUAGCAGACAAUUGCCCUCAGGUUCCGAUUCCUCGCCUAUGGGGGUUCGGGCUACCUGAAGGACUUGGUUUUACACCUACCAAGUGUCUACCUUGGUACCGGCAAGCCAUCGCAUAUAUCAAGGAUCUCUGUAGGACCUUGAUCUACCGAAGACGAUACUAUACUCCUUUCAUACCGACACAGCCGCGAUACUCCUUGAAGUCGGGCUACCUACUUGUUGAUUUUAUCGAGAAGGAACAAGGCUCGAUGCUUUCCAAGAUCUGGCCACCCCGUACGGACGAACAAAAGCUGAACUUUUACAAAAGUCUGUCGAAAAUUAUGUUGAAUUUGGCGCGCUGUCCAUUGCCGAAGAUUGGCUCGUUCACCAUCAAUAACUCCGGUGAGAUCAGCCUCAGCAAUCGCCCGUUGACGGCUCGACUUCCUCUACUCGAAUGUGAAGGCAUUCCAACAAGCAUACCCUCGGAUCGAUGUUACUCGACGACCGACUCAUAUAUCCGGGACCUCUUGGACUGUCACGACCUCAAGCUAAAGCACCAACCUAACGCGGUCCGUGACAAGUACGACGCAACGGGCCAAAUGGCAGUUCUGACUAUGAUGCGCGCUCUGGUUUCCAACUUUACACUAAGUGAUCUUCGCGACGGACCGUUCCGUCUCAUUUGGACCGACGCUCAUGCAAGCAACAUCUUCGUCAAUCGACAGUAUGAGAUUACUUCUCUUCCAGACCUCGAGUGGUUCUGUGCCUUACCGCCGGAGAACCUCUACCCACCCUUUUGGCUUAGUGGACACGAACUCGAUACACUGGAAGGACAGGCCGAGCGAGAAGAUUAUAAGCAGAUGUGUGCAGAAUUUCUGGAGGUAUUUCAACGAGAGAAUGACCAGGCAAUCUCACAAAACUCUCAAUAUCAUGUGGAGAUCAUGAAGAGUGUCCUCGCCAAAGAUAUACAUUUCUUUUGGGCCAGCUUGCACCACCCUCGCGCAACUUAUAAUCUUUUCCUCGACCAUCUGCAACCUCGUUUCGCGCCGGAGCACCUGGAAGAGGAAGGGUCGAUUCAGUUUCAACGCAUAGUUGCCCGAUACUGGAUUGAAGAUUCAGUCAGCUUUGUCGAGCAGAAGGUUCUGGACCGGAGAGUCUACCUGGAGCAAUUGCGGUCACAGCUCAAGGCUGCGACCCGUUGAAGACUUCGCCCGCGGCCGAUCACUUUUGCUUUGCUUCUUCUGCUCGUCUUGCUGCAGCUGCUUCUUUGUUCGCGUGCCUUUUUUCUUUGGCAGCCUUAGCGGAGAGUUUCAUGCAUUCGCCUUCGAUUUUGCCGACCUUUUGCUCAGUGGCGGUGGCAGUUGAUUCGGAAUGGCCUGAAUAUGUUGAAGAUGUGGUGGAUUGACGCUUAGGGUUGGAUUCUGGCAUUGUGUCAAGGUAUAUAUCCACUUGUAGGUUUUGUAUUUCACAGUGUC
Molecule: messenger RNA, 1897 nt
Organism: Exophiala oligosperma
Lineage: Eukaryota; Fungi; Ascomycota; Eurotiomycetes; Chaetothyriales; Herpotrichiellaceae
Exons: 2
Coding region: 41-1624 (527 amino acids)
Source: RefSeq, a predicted model, not a curated record